AUGUGUGAUGCUUGUGUGGCUGCUUUUAAGGAUGUAAGGCAGUGUGGUCGGUGCAUUUCCUCCGUUCACCGACUUCUUGGCCUACUGAGUAAAGGGAAGUCAGGAAGUGAAGAAAUCAUGUUGAGAAUCCAGCAUCUCACCAUCUCCAACUCAACAUGCGAGGCUCUCUGCUACGAUAUCUGGCUUCAUCUUCUUGAAAUGAUCAUAUUCUUGGAGCGCUUUAAGCCACAGAAUAUAAUCGAUAAGUCAAAAGUUUCCACAUUCCAUGAUCAAAGCAACUGGCAGAAGGAACUGUCAAAUGGUACUAAAAGGGUCUGGAAUUUGGCUAACGAUAAUGAAUCCCUAACUAAACGUCGACGAGCUCAAAUGUGGUAUUCUUGUCUUAAUGAUCGUAUUUUGCUUGAAAAGCUUGAGAAUAAGGACCAAUUAUCCGGUAGUGGGUCGUCUCGCCACGUUACUUUUGAGAAUGGUCAGGAUUUACAACAAUCAAUUGAAAAGAAGUUGAAAUCUACAGUCCCCGCAGGUAAGCCUCUCUAUAUUUUCUAA
Molecule: messenger RNA, 546 nt
Organism: Rodentolepis nana
Lineage: Eukaryota; Metazoa; Platyhelminthes; Cestoda; Cyclophyllidea; Hymenolepididae
Source: the annotation of a GenBank genome assembly